Messenger RNA from Cotesia glomerata, 852 nucleotides. RefSeq lists its product as uncharacterized. The record is from RefSeq and is a predicted model, not a curated record. The transcript has 3 exons. NCBI's taxonomy places the organism in Eukaryota, Metazoa, Arthropoda, Insecta, Hymenoptera, Braconidae. Bases 1 to 756 code for a protein of 251 amino acids.
AUGUUCCUUCGAUUUUUGUGUUUCGUCCUUUUAGUCUGCGCGUUCAGCCAGUUGUUGAAUAAGACUGCUACAGCUUCUGCCUCUGCUUGUGCUUCUACUUCUUGUCCAACAACAACAACAACAACAACUAUUCCAGCACCAAAAGCCGCUCUUGGAAAUUUUGCAGGCAGUAUCGUCGAUAACACAAAAAAAGCAGUUCACAAAAGCAGUAACGUCGUAUUAGGCGGAGUAAAAAAUGUCGGUAAUAUAAUCAAGGGUGGCUGGAACUUUGCUGACAAUGUCGUUGAUGGAAGCUUGAAUUUCGCUAAAAAAAUUGGAUCCCUAGGGUACAAAAUAGUGACAGUCGUACCAAAGGGCCUGAACGACGUACUCUUGGAUAUCGUCGAAAAAGGACAAAAAAAAUUGAAGGAAAAACUUGAGAAGGAAGAAAACAAGGAUGAAGACAAAGACAAGGACGAAGAUAAAAACGAGGACAGCACAACGAAAGCUCCAGACACUACUGAUGGAGAAUUGUUUAUCUACCUGAACAACUUGAAGAUUCCAGUAACCCUUGAGCAAAUAGUUGAGGUCGCUAAUGUUCUCAAGGGCACCAAGGAUCCUUUCCCACUCGUGGCCGAUGCUUCUCCACUACCAUACUUCGUUUUCAUCAACAACGACGAAGCCCAAGUUCUCAAUGCUGAUCAGCUUAUUGAGAUUGGGGAUGAGUUAAAGCAAGCAAAGAAGAAGGCUGAUGAAGACGCAAAAGUAAUUCCAUAAUUAUUAUUUUUAUUUAUUUAAUUUCAUUCAUUUUUUAUUAUAAAAACAAUCAUUGUGUUCAUUUAUUUAAAAAUAUUUUUUUAAGAAGAUUAUUUA